Drosophila miranda is the source of this 4775-nucleotide messenger RNA. RefSeq lists its product as uncharacterized. Lineage: Eukaryota; Metazoa; Arthropoda; Insecta; Diptera; Drosophilidae. The coding region runs from base 374 to 3901 and encodes 1175 amino acids. The transcript has 4 exons. The record is from RefSeq and is a predicted model, not a curated record.
GUUCUGUCGUCAAUCGUGUUCGAGUUGCGUGCGCGGUUUGUUGGGUUUUUCGAAUGGUGUUUUGGAUUGGAUUGGCUGCGGAUCGUCUCUUUUUUUGUUGUUGCUUUUUUCGAGUGUGUGCCUUGUUUAUGUUAAUGUGAAGCGAUAAUUAUUUAUUUAUUCCAAAUGCUGGCAAAUAUUGCAGAAUUAGCAAUAAGUUUGGUCAAUUUACGGUGCUGGAAAUUGGAAGCGUGAGACCGAUCCGCACACUCAUUAUGGAGCACGGUUGUAUGUGUGCGUGCCAGUGGUGGUAUGCAACAUAAAUAAGCAUUUGGAAGCUAAAGGGUCAAACCGGUUUAACCAACGCAGACGCCACUGGGGGCACCACUUAGUCAUGGAGGAGGAGGCAACAUCAUCCACAACAGCAGCAGCAACAACAACUGCAGCAGCAGCAGCAGCAGCAGCAGGAACAUCAGCAUCCUUGCAACGUGUCGGCUCUCAAGCGAGUCUAGAACAGGCGUCGCCCAUGUCCCCCAGCCAGGUGGUUGCACCGGCUCCCCAUCACUAUCAUUACAUACAAUAUCCGGCGCACUAUCACCAGCCGCAGAUGCCGAUGCAGUUGCAGCCGCAGAUCCAGCAGACGGGCAGCCAAUGCCAAUGCCCCUGCUCCUGUGGCCGGGCGCCACAGAUGCCCCAACUGCCGCCGCAGCAGCAGCAGCAUCCAUCGCAGAACGGCUCCAUGGCUGUGGCGGUGCUGGUGCACCAACAGGCCUCUGUUCCAGCCGCUGAUCAAUCGACGCCACUCAAGACGCAGUCGGCCCAGUCCCUGCUCAACCACUCCUACCAGGCGCUGCACGAGGAGCAGCAGCAGCAGCAGCAGAGGGAUCGGCUCAAUCUCCAGCUGGACACGUCGGUGGGAGCCGGCAGCUGUGACUGCGACCUGGAGUGCAGCUGUGCCGCCAACGGAGGCUCUUCCCUGGCCCAGCACAAGCGCAGCCUGCUGGCGGAUGCCAUGCUCGGCGCGGACGAGAUCACGGUCAGCGAAUCCGACAACAACAGCACAAUGAUCAAGAAGAAGAAGCCCCGCUCCAGUGCCGGGCAGCUGCCGCCCAAGACUCAGCCCACGGGCGACAGCUGCAACGACAUUUACCACGACACGGAGCUGGAUGGGGCAGGAGGUUCUGUGCCCUCCUCAGGAGGAGGCGGCUCCCGCGGCAGAAAGUCCCAGAAUCUAGACGACAACCGUCCGCCCCUGCCGCCACGCCCACCGCCCAGGCCACGCAGCAACGGAAAUGGAUCCAUAGCCCAUCGCCAUGGAGCUGGCAUCAAGAAGUACGUGGUGUGGUGCCUCAUCUGCGGCGGCUUCAGCUGCCUACUUGGCGUGCUCUUCCUGGGCGUCUACUUCCUGCUGCACUCGUACACCAUCACCGUGGGCAACUUUGAGACAGUGCCGACCUUUGUGCCUGCCACCCUGCUCAUCCUCACGGGCAUCUGCAUCAUGAGCCUGGCCCGUCGAAGGAAUCGCUACAGCUAUUUGAUUAAGCUGUCGGGCGCCUGUGGCCUGGUAUCUGCCCUCACCUGUGCCUUGGUCACGGUUACCACCACCGUGCUGCACAUGAGUCGCCUGCAGGCGCUGCGGGAGUGCGAGUACGCCCAGAAGACGCGCACCUGCACCUGCUACUCGGACCUCAUCGAGUCCCAGGUGGAUCGAGUGGACAAGGAAGGAGUGCGUCUGGUGUUCGACUCUCUCUCCGAUUGCGGCGUUGUCCAUGGAUCGCUAUACUCCUGCCUGCGGGCCAUCUUCGGGCUGUCUGUGGCCGGAGUGCUCAUCGCCGUCUUCAGCUGCAUGCUGGUCUACCAGCUGCUCAGCCAUGAGCGCAAGAAGAUGUACUGGGAGCAGCUGGAGCUGCGAUGCCGCUCCCUCUAUGCCAGCCAGGCGCCGCCACCCUCUCUGGGGGCUCUUGGGGCCCCCGGACGGAUGCUCAAUUGUCGCUGCUGCGAGCAGUGCCACGCCCAUCGGCAGAUGACGCUGCCGUUGCAGACAACCGCUUAUCCCUGGGACGAGGCCACGGUGGCGGCAGCGGCCGCGGCAGCCGGAGGCGGAGGAGCAGAGCAGCGCUUCUGGGCGGCACAGCCACCGGGAAACUUUUACUCGCCAAAUCCCGGCGGAGAGGAUCCCUCCGGACCGUGUCGCGGCGGAGAACGGGGAGCAGGAGGAGGAGGCGGACGAAGCAGCAGCGGCUGGAGCUGGCCGAGAAUGCCAUGGCAGCGCACUACUCCGGACACGGGAAGACGCUUCCGACAGGCAGCAGCCAGUCCGGACUCCCAGUACGGUUUCAGCUCGGCCACGGCCAUGGCGGCGGACGGUAAUCAGAUGCUGAUCGAGGAGCCAGCCGUGGGUGCCACCUACAAUGGCAUGCCGCCGCCCAACGCCUUGCCCUACGGAGUGUGGGGUCCGCCGCCGCCUUACAGCGAUCCCAACAGCCCCGCAAGGCGUGGCUACUACCAGUAUCUGCAGCCGGCGGCUUGUCUGGCUGGCAAUCCCUCAACCACAACGGUGGCGCUCACCCAGGAGCAGCUGCAUCAGCAGGCGAUGCAGCACCAGCACCCACACGCACAUCCCCAGCAGCAGCAGCAGAUGCAGCUGCAGCUGCAGCGAAUCCAAGGCCAGUCGGCCACUCUGGAGCGGAUGGACGGUCUGAGCCUGAGUAGUAUGACUGGCAAUAUGACCGGCAUGACGUCCACACGAUCCUCCGCCUACAAGUCGAAGGUCGAGUACGAGAACACGCCCUCGGACAGCGACGGAGGCGGCAAUGCGAGGGAGAGGGAUCGCUGCUCGAACACGCUACCCACGCGCAAGCUAAAGAAGCGCAUCGAGGCAGGCACUGGGGCCAAGAGCAUCGGACCCCAGAGCAAUCCCAGCCAGCAGCGUCCCAAUGUGCAGCAGCUAUUCGCCAAGCAGGAGCAGCAGCCACUGCAGCAGCAGUCCACUCAGGGCGGCACGCAGCAGGCACAGACGCAGUCUUCGGCGGGCGUGGAGAACAGCGGCUAUCAGGACUCGAACGGAGCCAUAGCCAAAGAUCAGGUUGGCGGUGGGGUCGUGGGGUCACUUCUACAGGACCCCGCCGAGUCGGAGGUCUACUUUGCGGACGUCAGCAGCUGCUGCAACAUGUCCGUGAAGAACGACAACUACUAUGACAACGCCCACCGCCACCAGGGGCACCAUCAUCAUCAGCACCAGCACAGCAACUGCAGCCACAGCAGCACUCAGAGCAACGCCAACACCAACAACUCCUCGGCGAACGAGGAUUACCUGGCCCAGAGAUUCGGACGACGCGAGCACUCCAUACGCAGUCGCUUGCCCAUUCCCCAGGCCCGCCUCGAGGACGACUACGAGAGCUCCAACCUCAAUAUGCCGACGAUGAAGGAGCAGCAGCAGCAGCAGCAGCAGCUGCAGAAGGAGAUCUCGCGCCAGAGCAUGUGCUCCGUGGAGUCGGAGGCCAAGACUGAGUUCACCGACCUGUCGCCAUCGACGCCCUGCGGAGGAUCGCUUCCUCCGCCACCCGCAAACUUUGCCAGCGAUCCGCCGUGUACGACGGGCCAGCAAUCGCCGAGCUUUGUGGCCUCGUUCCCGUACUCCUCGGAGUCGCAGUGCCUGGAGGCGCAUCGCCGCUCGACAAAGAACAUCCACGAGCUGCUCAUGGCCGGAGGUGGAACCUCAACUGUAGGGGCAGACUCCCACUACGAGGUCAUCAACGAUAGGAACAAUCCAGUGGCCGGCUAUCAGCUGCAGCGCGCCAUCGCCGGCGGCAGCCACAAACACAAGUCCAAGUCGAAAACACGUUCGCGGGAGCAGCUGGACAUCUAUGGGAGUGGUGGAGCCGAUCGCUCAGACUGGUCCUCGGACGGGGGACGUUUGUGAGGCCAAGCGAGCGACGAGGUGUUUGUCUAGACGGAGCGGAGCAGUGGUUUCAUCAUCAUUAUAUACUCAGUAAGGACGGGACUGUGUCCCCGUGUCUCCCUUUUGGUUUGUCCCACACCCACUAAGUAUCGUCGCAUUUGUAAUGUUUGCCAUCCAGCAGAGGAACAACACUUCCUCCCUCUCUCUCCAACUCAAGGGCCCCGGCCACACACCUUGCUUUAACUAUUUUACGCGAAAUAUCCUUUGCAUAGUAGAUAUAUAGUUUAUAUUGAAUAUUGAAUAUUUACUAAUGGUAACGUAACAAAAUAUUGUAGCAUUGAAUUGAAUGUUGAGCAAUUGUAGCAAUGAUGGCGCUGUGCGACAGUGAUUUUGCACUUUGCACGGGACAAAAACUAGGUUGUAGGCCUACCUUCUAAUUCGGUAGCAUUUUAUUUAUUAUUAUUUUUUUUUUUUUUCAUUAAUUCCCAACAAAAUAAGCUACUAAUUAUGAAAAUUGUCCAAAGAAUGUCAAAGAUGCGAAUUUUUAAGUUGAUCAAUCGCGGUUUUUGAACUAAGAAAAAAGAUUUUGGGGGUAUAUUGAGAGUUCAAAGGGUGAUGAGGAUGUGAUCUACUCAUCCAGGCCUACAGCCUAAUUUUUGUCUCGUGCUAAGUGCUUUCAAAAGUUUCCAUUUUGUCGCACAGUGUAGUCUAUGAAUAUUAUUAUACAAAUUAUGUUAUAUUUACCUGCGUAUUUACAUAGUUGCAUACAUAUACAUACAUACACACCUACACACAUAUACAUAUACAUAUAUAUAGUAUAUAUAUACAUAGUUAGUUAAAUGUUAGAGCGCAAGUUAAAUUUAUUAAAGAACAAAGUAUAUCCGAAGCAUUUUAA